GCUUUGGUAAGUUUAUUUUUAACAAUAAAAAUUAAAAAAUAUAAAUUCUUCGCAUACAUGUCUAAAGGCAGUUUUAAGAAGAAUUUUUAUGUAAUAUAUAAGUUUAUAAAUGGUUGACAUAUAAAACUAUACUAAAUUUUUCAGAGACUGAUUAUUGUCGCCUCUGGGAUGGCAAUAAUAGCUACGCAAGAAUCUGAGCCUCCUAAAAUCAUCACUGAAAGAACAUUUCUAAGACAAAAUGGCUAUGACUUUGACUUUCAGACAAGCGAUGGCGUAUCGAGGAAAGAGGAGGCUGAGCUAAUCACUGUCGGAGAUCAUCAGGGCAUCGGAGUGAAAGGCUCUUACUCAUACUUCAGUCCCGACGGACAACAGUACGUCGUCACCUACACCGCUGAUGAUAAGGGUUUCCGACCAAAAGUUAGCAUCAGCCCUGCGGGCAGCCUAUAAAAUAUAUCUGUUCUAAAAAUUUACUA
Molecule: messenger RNA, 473 nt
Organism: Melitaea cinxia (Glanville fritillary)
Lineage: Eukaryota; Metazoa; Arthropoda; Insecta; Lepidoptera; Nymphalidae
Gene: CPR25
Product: endocuticle structural glycoprotein SgAbd-5-like
Exons: 2
Coding region: 169-447 (92 amino acids)
Cellular component (GO): chitin-based extracellular matrix
Molecular function (GO): structural constituent of chitin-based larval cuticle
Source: RefSeq, a predicted model, not a curated record